AUGGAACGCUGGCGAAGAAUGUGCAUGGAAGAGGAUAGACUGGACAAAAUGGAUUUGUUACUCAGUUUAAAGUUAAUGGAAGGUGGACGACACCGGAAGGCUAAAGGUCUGGAAUUGUCCCAGGAAGUCGUAGUGUUCAUCCCUCACGUAGGAUGCGACCCGUUCAUUGCUCCUGUCGUAAAUGAGGAUUCGCUCUCCACCGCACCCAUGUGUGAGCUCAGCGAUUGUCACCAUAACUCCGAAGAGGAGCUAUCCUUUGGCUUUUAUCUCAAUUCGGGGCUGCCGCCUGUAGACAACGUAGCCCCGUUCAGCCCGUUGUACGCUAGUUCUCCGCGUGCACUACUGGACGAAAUCAGUUGCACACUUAACCUUUUUAACUGCUAA
Molecule: messenger RNA, 384 nt
Organism: Dicrocoelium dendriticum
Lineage: Eukaryota; Metazoa; Platyhelminthes; Trematoda; Plagiorchiida; Dicrocoeliidae
Source: the annotation of a GenBank genome assembly